GGGUAUUUUGCCUAUGAAUCCUAGGAAUAUGAUGAACCACUCCCAGGUUGGUCAGGGCAUUGGAAUUCCUAGCAGGACAAAUAGCAUGAGCAGUUCAGGGUUAGGUAGCCCCAACAGAAGCUCGCCAAGCAUAAUAUGUAUGCCAAAGCAGCAGCCUUCUCGACAGCCUUUUACUGUGAACAGUAUGUCUGGAUUUGGAAUGAACAGGAAUCAGGCAUUUGGAAUGAAUAACUCCUUAUCAAGUAACAUUUUUAAUGGAACAGAUGGCAGUGAAAAUGUGACAGGAUUGGACCUUUCAGAUUUCCCAGCAUUAGCAGACCGAAAUAGAAGGGAAGGAAGUGGUAACCCAACUCCGUUAAUAAACCCCUUGGCUGGAAGAGCACCUUACGUCGGAAUGGUAACAAAACCUGCAAAUGAGCAAUCCCAGGACUUCUCAAUACACAAUGAAGACUUUCCAGCAUUACCUGGUUCCAGCUAUAAAGACCCAACGUCGAGUAAUGAUGACAGCAAAUCUAAUUUGAAUACAUCGGGGAAGACGACUUCAAGUACAGAUGGGCCCAAAUUCCCUGGAGAUAAAAGUUCAACGACACAAAACAAUAAUCAGCAGAAAAAGGGGAUCCAGGUGUUACCUGAUGGCCGAGUUACUAACAUUCCUCAAGGGAUGGUGACGGACCAAUUUGGAAUGAUUGGCCUGUUAACAUUUAUCAGGGCAGCAGAGACAGACCCAGGAAUGGUACAUCUCGCUUUAGGAAGUGACUUAACAACAUUAGGCCUCAAUCUGAACUCUCCUGAAAAUCUCUAUCCCAAAUUUGCAUCACCCUGGGCAUCUUCACCUUGUCGACCUCAGGACAUAGAUUUCCAUGUUCCAUCUGAAUAUUUAACGAACAUUCACAUUAGGGAUAAGCUGGCUGCAAUCAAGCUUGGCCGAUAUGGAGAAGACCUCCUCUUCUAUCUCUAUUACAUGAAUGGAGGAGAUGUGUUACAACUCUUAGCUGCAGUAGAGCUUUUUAACCGUGAUUGGAGAUACCACAAAGAAGAACGGGUGUGGAUUACCAGAGCACCAGGCAUGGAGCCAACGAUGAAAACCAACACAUACGAGAGGGGAACAUACUACUUCUUUGACUGUCUUAACUGGAGGAAAGUAGCUAAGGAGUUCCAUCUGGAAUAUGACAAAUUAGAAGAACGGCCUCACCUGCCAUCCACCUUCAACUAUAACCCUGCUCAGCAAGCCUUCUAAAAGACUUCCCUUUUCUUGGGGUAUGGCUGUCUCAGCACAGUACUCGACAGAUCCGCAGAACUGAUGUGGCUCAGGCACCCUGGUUUUAAUUCCUUGAGGAUCUGGCAAUUGGCUUACGUAAAGGGUCACCAUUUGAGGUCCUGCCUUACCAAUUAUGUGCUGCCCAACAACUAAAUUUGUAAUUUGUUUUCUCUAGUUUGAGCAGGGUCUGAAUUUUUUCGUUUAUUUUCUUUUUGCCAGCAGACAGACUUGGGUCUAUAAAGACAAGCAAGUACACUGACAGAAGUUACCAUUUAGUUUCUUAAAUGUAAAAAAGAAAACCCACAAAAGACUCAACAAAAUUAGACCACAAAAUUUGCAUUGUUCAUUGUAGCACUAUUGGUAAUAAAAUAACAAAUGUUUGUGCAUUUUUAUGUGAAGAUCCUUCUCGUAUUUCAUGUGGAAAGAUGAGCAAGGUCUGCUUCUUUCAUUUUACUUCCCCUUCUGUUUCUGAAAGGCAGUUUCGCCAGGCUUAAUGCAAGAAUCUGACUGUAGAAGACAGAGAUUGCCACAGUCUCUGGAUGGUUUCCAGGGCUGUGUUGUUACUGAGCUUCAUCUUCCCAGAAUGAGCAAAACACUGUCCAGUCUUUGUUACGAUUUUGUAAUAAAUGUGUACAUUUUUUUUAAAUUUUGGACAUCACAUGAAUAAAGGUAUGUAUGUACGAAUGUGUAUAUAUUAUAUAUAUGACAUCUAUUUUGGAAAAUGUUUGCCCUGCUGUACCUCAUUUUUAGGAGGUGUGCAUGGAUGCAAUAUAUGAAAAUGGGACAUUCUGGAACUGCUGGUCAGGGGACUUUGUCGCCCUGUGCACUAAAGGGCCAGAUUUUCAGCAGCCAAGGACAUCCAUACCCAAGUGAAUGUGAUGGGACUUCAAGACGUGAACUAAGACAAUUCACUCUGGCUGUUUGAACAGCAGCGUUUCAUAGGAAGAGAAAAAAGAUCAAUCUUGUAUUUUCUGACCACAUAAAGGCUUCUUCUCUUUGUAAUAAAGUAGAAAAGCUCUCCUCA
Messenger RNA from Cricetulus griseus (Chinese hamster), 2282 nucleotides. The record is from RefSeq and is a predicted model, not a curated record. NCBI's taxonomy places the organism in Eukaryota, Metazoa, Chordata, Mammalia, Rodentia, Cricetidae.